Messenger RNA from Bufo bufo (common toad), 1384 nucleotides. It is a transcript of the gene LGALSL, whose product is annotated as galectin like. Gene Ontology annotation, molecular function: carbohydrate binding. NCBI's taxonomy places the organism in Eukaryota, Metazoa, Chordata, Amphibia, Anura, Bufonidae. The transcript is spliced from 5 exons. The record is from RefSeq and is a predicted model, not a curated record. Bases 187 to 702 code for a protein of 171 amino acids.
CACCGCCUCCCUCCUGUCAGCUUUUCCAGUCUGCCAGGUCAGCCCCGGCUCCUGCCUUGUGGUGUGAUCCGAGCUCAGCCCGGCUCAGAGUCAGACCUGCCCUCCUGUGCCCGCAGCCGCCGCCUCCCCGCCGGGCUCCAGCUGAUCCAGUCCCUCCGCAGCCCGCACCACUGCACCGACAGCAAAAUGGCGGGGUCCCUGGUAGAAAGGGAGACGAUGCAGAUGGACAGCAGACGACUAAGCAGCCCCUUAGGGUCACCGGUGCAGGCGGAGGUCAUCUUCCCACGACUGACAGUUCCUUUCUGUGGUCACAUAAAAGGCGGCCUGAGACCAGGGAAGAAGAUCCUCAUAAUGGGAAUCGUCGGCAUGAACCCAGAGAGUUUCGAAAUCCAGUUGACAUGUGGAGACUCAGAAUAUCCACCAGCGGAUGUGGCCAUUGAGAUGAAAGCAGAAUUCACCGAUAAGCAACUGCUCAGGAACUCCUGUGUAUCGGGAGAGUGGGGAGAAGAGGAGUCUGCAAUCCCUUAUUUUCCAUUUAUUGCUGAUCAGCCAUUCAGGGUAGAGAUUCUCUGCGAGCAUCCUCGUUUCAGGCUAUUUGUUGAUGGACACCAGCUUUUUGACUUUUACCAUCGUGUUGAACUACUUUCUUCUAUUGACACUGUUAAGAUCACUGGAGAUCUUCAGCUUACUAAACUUGGUUGAUCUUUUUGGAAGAGUCUAAUGUCAGCAGUGGACUGAGAGCGAACCUCCAGCACGUGAGGAGACAGUGUUCACUCCCUCUGCAGUGAUUUCUGUGGGACUGCAGGACUAACGGAGCCACCGUCGGCCAUUCUGUUUUUGCCAUAUCAGAGGUGGCUGUCUGUAAAAUCAAAAGUUAUUGGCUUGGAAUAAUCUUUUUUCAUAACGCAGCAGCUCAUUUUUUUUCUUCAAUUUUCUUUUUCAUUAUUUGUAACUUUUUUAUUUUUACUUGAAUGAAAUGGCGUUUAGGAGGUCAUCUCUCAUCUGUGCAUCGUCUUCAUACUUACCCAUUCAUGGUGCCCACAAUAAAGCCAGUCAGUAACGGGAACACUGAUCUUGUGAAUGUUGAGUAAAGAUCUAUCUCACGUUUGGAUUGUUAUAUAGGUUUUUUUUUCUUACAUUGCAGCAAACUGUUAGAUUGGAAAUAUGAAUUAGCAUUUCUCUAGAGCUGGAAACUUACUAUCCAUAUUAAAUAACCUUAAAUCUGAAAAAAAUGUUACUGGUGAUUGAAGCUGCAGUCAUCUAUGAUGACAGCUUCGGUACCUAUGUCCCCAUGACAACACUUCCUGGCUCUGCUCUCAGUCUGAACUAUUAAAAUAGGAAUAUUGGACUGUAGAGAGCCAAAUCAACAAAUUUCCAUACCUAU